AUGGGCGCUGAUGCCAGGGACCUCAAGCUAAUGCUGCUGCCUCCAGCGGUGGCGCGGGUGUUGCAGGAUGGCGAGGCCGUGCCGCUUCUCUGGACCAAAAGCCGGCCGCCCUUGGCACGGCUGUCGCCGCGCCUGACGCCGGUGCCGGUGAAGGAGGCGCCAGCGAAAGAGGCGCCGCCCGCGGCGCCCGCGGCGCCAGUGCAGCCGUUGCGCCCGUCGGAGGACGCGCCUUGGCCCUGGCAGAAACCGCGAAGACCGAAGCGCAAAGGCGAGCCCCGGCCGGAGCCGCGGCCGCAGGCGCCGUCGCCGCGGCCGGAGGCGCCGCCGCGUUUGGCGCCCGGGGGCAGCAGGUCCGGGCCGAGGCGGCCGGAGCCGGUAGAGCUGGCCAAGCUGGACUCUGGCUUGACCUUCCUGGAGAACUACGCGAAGCGUACUCCCAGUCCGCAGGAGCGUGUUGUGCGGCCCGCCCCCGGCGAAGCCGGGUCCAGUGUCUACGGUGCCGGCUGGCGGAUGUCCCCGCCGCGAGUGGAGCCCGCCCUGACGUCGGCGCCCCGCGCCUACGUGCCUUCACCACGUUCGCCCAAACGCCGCUCGCUGCCGGAGAGCGCUGCCUCCCCGGCGCCUCCCGACGACGUCGCGGAGGCGGCCGAGGCUGCCGCCGAGGCCGAGGCCGAGGAUCGCGCCGAGGCGGCGCCCGAAAUGCCGCCGCAAGCGGCGGCGCCACAAGCGGCGCCCGAGGCGCCGCCACAAGCGCCGCUAGUGGCGCGGGGGAACAGCCUCAGGGACAACUUCAUGGGGGUCCUGGAGGAAGUGCUGCAGGGCCUACUGGCGGACCCCGCGCUGCGCACGCAGAUCACUGAGGCGGUGGACCGGUCCUUGGCGCAGCUCUUGGACGAACCCAAGGCGUCGCCUCCGCUCGAGGAGGCCUCCGAGCUGCGGCAGAAGGUGGCCCGGGGCCUGUGGAAGGCCACGGUGGACGGGCGCCUCAGGGCCCACCUCGGCGGCCGGCGCCGGUCCUCCCUGAAGGCGCUCAAGGAGCGCUCGACCAAGGCAAAGGCGGAAGCCGCAGCCUUCGAUGCAGCCCGCCAAAUGGUGGCUGAGAGCUUGAGGGUUGCGGCGCUCAAUGCGCCGGAAGCCGCGCCUCAUGAGGAGCUGGUGGAGCAACCGGCGGGGCCCCUGGACUUUGAGGAGGCUCGACGCAAGGUGGCCGCGGCCCUCAGAGCAGCGGCGGAGCGCUACGAGGCCCACGCGCCCGGCGCGCCCGGCGCGCCGCGGGCCUCCGAGGCUGAACAGCAGCCUGAGCUGAGCAUGGAGGCAGAGGAUGCUUGUUCCAGCGCAUCGGCCCGCAGGCCAACGCCCUCGUCCCCCUCGGCCUCGGAAGCCUCCGUGCAGUGGGACUCCUCCGCCAGCUCAGAGGUGGGGUCGGCGGCGCGGUCAGUGGUGUUCCGAGUGCUGCAGGUGGACGAGCCGGGCAAUGCCUCGCUUCUUGAGGACGUGGCGAAUGAGAUGCUGGAGGAGGUCUUCUGCAGCCUCGACAUCGUGCCUUGGAUUGGGUUGGCGGCAAGAGGGUUGGAGAGUUCCUUCGCGGCAGUGCAGGCGCUGGUGAAGGGGCUGCUUACAGUGAGCCAGGUGAGCCAGGACCUGUACUUUGUGCACGCCUUUGAGGCGGAGCACCGGGAGCUGGCGCGAAAGGCUGUGAAGAACUUUCACUUCCCAGACAAGGCGGACCUCGAAAGGCGCCUGGGGAGCUGCAAGGCGGACGCGGCGCGGCUGGUGGAGAAGGCGACCGGCGAAAACUGGGACAAGUUGAUCCCGAUCAUGGAGAAGACCUUGGUGAAGCUCACCGGGCAGGACGGAGAGCCCUCCGCGAGCAAGGAGAAGGAGCCCUCAGCCAGGCAGCUCUUCAAGGAGGAGGAGAGUGACGCCGAGGAGGAACAAGAAGAGCAGGGCGGCUGCAGCUGCUGUUGCAGGCUGCUGGGCUUCUUGACGCUGGGGCUGGCGGGGCUGAUCUGCGCCGCGUGGGCGCUGGAGUUCUCCAGUCGGGCCGGGCUGCUACCCACAGCUGCGCCUGAAGGGAAGCCGUAG
Molecule: messenger RNA, 2085 nt
Organism: Effrenium voratum
Lineage: Eukaryota; Dinophyceae; Suessiales; Symbiodiniaceae
Source: the annotation of a GenBank genome assembly